Penicillium alfredii is the source of this 1305-nucleotide messenger RNA. RefSeq lists its product as uncharacterized. The record is from RefSeq and is a predicted model, not a curated record. Gene Ontology annotation, molecular function: flavin adenine dinucleotide binding; 3-methylbutanoyl-CoA dehydrogenase activity. Bases 1 to 1305 code for a protein of 434 amino acids. Gene Ontology annotation, biological process: L-leucine catabolic process. The transcript has 3 exons. Lineage: Eukaryota; Fungi; Ascomycota; Eurotiomycetes; Eurotiales; Aspergillaceae.
AUGGCAACAUCUACUCCCAACCCCGCUCCUCCUGCUUCAGACCCGUCGGUUUAUCAGCCCCACUAUGAUGCCUUUGCGGCUCAGGGACAGCCGGACUCCGCCGCUGCAUGGAUCGAGCGAGCGGAGAAGGUUGCUGAAAUUCUCGAGCAAGAUCGCGCUGCGCGAAACAAGGAGCAGAAGACCCCGCAGGCGGAGGUUGAGCUCCUGAAGCGUGCUGGCCUGACCAAAGUCCUGGGCAAUGUCAAGUACGGCGGCGGUGGACAGAGCUGGGAGGUUGGAUACAGGGUAAUCCGAGAAGUUGCUGCAGGCGAUGGAUCACUUGGCAUGUUGCUUGGAUACCACCUCCUGUGGUCGAUUACGGCACGCAUCGUCGGUACCAAGGAGCAGCAGGAGCGUACAGAGAAGCUCAUCAUUGAGAACAAUUACUUUGUCGGUGGCGCCGUCAACCCUCGGGACAACGACAGUCGCGUCAGCCCGGCACCUACAGGCGAUGGUCUUGUAUUCAAUGGCUUUAAGAACUUCAACACGGGUGGCGUAAUCUCCGACCUCACCGUGUUGGAGGGUGUGUACGAAGGCACUGAGGGCCAUAUCUUUGCGCUUGUCCCUACCAAGCAACCGGGGAUUAUCUUCUCUCACAACUGGAACAACAUCGGGCUUCGUCUGACCGAAUCCGGUUCUGUGAAAAUCGAAAACGUGCCAAUCCCGUGGGAAGAUGCCCUGGGAUGGUCAAAGGAGACCAAGGCGCCUAUUCCAGAGACACUGCAGACACCAUGGGCAACGCUCCUCUUGCCCAGCAUCCAGCUUGUCUUCUCCAAUUUCUACAUUGGCAUUGCCCAUGGCGCACUUCGCACCGCACGUCAUUACACCAAGACCCAGACGCGCCCGUGGCCAUUCGCUCUGCAUCCCCAGCCUAGUGCCACCGAUGAGCAUUAUGUCUUGGCUCGCUACGGCAAGUUCUUCGCGUCGCUGCGUGCCGCCGACUCGCUGGCAGACCGGGCCGCCAAGGAGCUGGCCGAUCUGUACCGAAAUCAUGGAGAAAAACGCGAUAUCACCGCCCGAUACCGUGGAGAGGUAGCCGAAUGGGUGGCCAGUGUCAAGGUCACAGCAACGCAUUCUGCAUUGGAGGUGACCGCCGGUGUGUUCGAAGUCACCGGCGCGAGAUCCACGGCGGAGAAGUACGGGCUCGACCAGUACUGGAAGGAUGUGCGCACCCACACCUUGCAUGAUCCUGUGUCUUACAAGGAGUCGGAACUGGGGCGGUUCUUCUUGCUCGACGAGACCCCGACCCCGAGUUGGUAUACUUGA